Aspergillus homomorphus CBS 101889 is the source of this 1558-nucleotide messenger RNA. RefSeq lists its product as uncharacterized. Bases 271 to 1470 code for a protein of 399 amino acids. The record is from RefSeq and is a predicted model, not a curated record. Lineage: Eukaryota; Fungi; Ascomycota; Eurotiomycetes; Eurotiales; Aspergillaceae. Gene Ontology annotation, molecular function: acyltransferase activity, transferring groups other than amino-acyl groups. The transcript has a single exon.
UGCAUUUCGUAGUGACCGGAGGACUAGUUUAUCACCUGGCAAAGAUAGCAGGCCAUAAUUAAAAGGCGUUGAGUGAAUGGACGGUGUUGUGGGAUGUCGAGCCAUGGAACCGGAAUAGCUUGUUUUCAUCCUAGCCAUUCAUUCAGGGGGGAUAAACAAACGGCGCACAGUAACACUCACCUCCAGCUGAAACUUGUCAAGUGAACUCACCUCACAAACCUUUCCCACUCAUCCACCUUCCAUCCGACCACACCAUCACGAACGACCAGCAUGGACGCAUCCUCAUCCACUGAACCGACUUUCGAAACCACGACGGAUCCUUCUCCUUCUCGCGACGAUAUCACGGUCUCCCUCCGCCUGAUUGCCGAUAGCAUCGCCCAGCAACGCCAGGUGGCCGCGCGAGCCAUCCUCAGCCAUUCCAAGUUCAUAGGUCUCAUCUUCAUCCCGCUGAUCCUGAGCAGUGCGUUACUCCUCUUCGCGAAUGCUUUCGACAUCCGAGCUCCAGGUUGGAGCCUCGUGCUCACAACAUGGACGGGCUUCGCGAUGGCGGCGUUGGUGCACGUGCGCACCGUGACAGAGGGGUACAUCGAGCGGGCGGAAUCGAUCGGACUGGGCUGGUGGAACGAAACAUGUUCGUGUGCUUGCUGUUCCAGCGAGUCUGAGGGGACGUCGGUGUCUUUGUCGCGGUCCGGAUCGUCGACCCCUGCACCGGACGAGCGUCAGACUCUACAGGAAGAGCAGCAGGAGCAGCAGCAGCAGCAAGAACGAGGAAGGCUCUUCGCCCCGCUAGCCCUGCACCACGCCAUCGCCCUCGCGACAGUCACUGCUCUCGCCAACGCGCACCCACCACCGCAGGCACAGGCACAGACACAGGCACCGUCAGACUCAGACUCAGGACCAGCAAUGAGAACGCCUCCGACGCCCCCGUCUGAAAUCUCAACCUCAGUCUCAGUCUCAACCGCAGUCUCAACCUUCCCAGGCUCAGGAUCCCCAACACCCACCGCAUCUAUAUCGCCCUCCCCAAGCCCAAGCCCACCUCCAAACCCCAAUUCAAAUGAAACACCCCGAACCCUUUUAAUAAAAACCACCUACAACAACCGCCCCAUCGGCAUCCUCCUCCUCAAGAUCAUAACCUGCCCAACCGAAGCAACCCAUCGCCUCACCACCAACGCGCGAGUCUCUGAUCGCGCUCCGAUCGGGGUGAUCCGGGCGUGGACGGUGGAGCAGCGGUACCGCGGGUGCGGGGUGGGGCGCGGGUUACUUGGGACGGCGGUGCGGGCGUGUCGUGCGCGCGGGUGGGCGGGGCCUGUGUUUGCGCGGGAUCAUGUGCAUGCAUCUUGUUUUCUGGGUGGUGAGGAUGGUGGAAGUGGGAGGAUUGGGGCGUGGAUGGAGCGUGUUGUUGCGCGGGAGAUGCGGAUGCGAGAGGGGGUUGCCUGGAGGGUUUUGGGGGAGGUUGGGUGUGAAGUUUAGGUUUCAUUUUCAAUCAUGGGUUGGCGAUGGGUGGAAUAGGGAUGGAUGGGUGUUUACAGGAUUAUUAACUGUGAGGUGGUAGUCGGCA